ACAUUAUGGUUAGUGAGCAGGAAGUGGUAGCUAGAAUUGAAGAAGUGCGGUCUCGCAAGGGCUGUUUAGGGAUCCAGGUCCGAAGGACCCCACAUCAGAAAUCCAAACACGAAGAAAAACAACAAUAUUGGGAACAGAUUCAACUGCAACACAGACUAGAACAGCAAGAAGAGACUCAGCAGGCUCAAGAACUUAAGAAAUUGGAAAAGAAACGAGAAACCAAAAAGUCAAAACGGCAGAAAGCAGAAGAAUUACGUCAGAAGGAACAUGAAAAGUUUGUGAAGCAACAAGAAAAGUUUGAGCGAUUGGAACAGGUGCGUCUUGAAAAGGAAAUGAAGGCUAAACAAUUUAUAGAGGACCGUAGACGUCGAAAAGAGGAAUUAGAGAGACAAUACAGGGAAGAGGUUGAACGCAAGGCCAAGGAGAGAGAGAUGAAAAAACAACAAGCUGCUAUUCUGAGGGAGCAGGAAUUGCAGAAGCAUAGGGAAAUGAUCUUAAUGCUUGAUUUGGAGAGAGAGCGAAGAAGACAGCACACGUUACUUGUACGAGCUUUAGAAGUUCGAAAGAAACAUGAG
Limulus polyphemus (Atlantic horseshoe crab) is the source of this 575-nucleotide messenger RNA. RefSeq names its product bromodomain adjacent to zinc finger domain protein 2B-like. The record is from RefSeq and is a predicted model, not a curated record. The annotation marks the transcript as partial. The transcript is spliced from 7 exons. NCBI's taxonomy places the organism in Eukaryota, Metazoa, Arthropoda, Merostomata, Xiphosura, Limulidae.